AUGAAGCCCCGCCCCCCUCUGACCUCUGACCCCUCCUCCUCUGUAUGUGGAGCAGAAGGGGGCGGUCCUUCAGGAGCUCCUCCAGAGUUCGUGCAGUGGCCUCAGUCGGUCUCCAGACCGGCGGGGGGCAGCGCCGUCUUCAGCUGCACGGCGGCCGGCGCUCCGGAGCCGCACCUGAUCUGGCUGAAGAACGGCAAACUGCUGACGCCCAGCGGCAACGUCAAACUCACCAACGGAAACACGACUCUGGCCAUCACCCGGAUCACCGCGGAGGACGAGGCCAUCUAUCAGUGCAUCGCGGAGAACAGUGCCGGCACUAACCAGGCCAGCGCCCGCCUCGCCAUCAGCCAGGGGCCCGAGCUGCCGGAGGCCCCCACCGGGCUCCGCGCCUCGGCCCUCGGCUCCACCGGCCUGCGGCUGACCUGGGAUCAGCCGGCGGAGCGCGUCAGCCAGCAGAUCAUCGGAUACGUGCUGCACAUCAGACGGCUGGGCGAGCCGGACAGCGCGGAGUUGCAGGAGGCCGUCAGUAAGACCACCUUCAGCCACGAGUUCAACAACCUGGAGGCCGCCACCACCUACUCCGUCUACCUGAAGGCCUACUCCGCCCUGGGAGGAAGUCAGCAGUCCAACACCAUCACCGCCACCACACAGGGCGGCGUUCCCAGUUCUCCCAAUUUCUUCACUAAGGUCCUGAACCAGACGGCCAUGCAGGUGUACUGGGAGCUGCCCAGUAAGCCGGGGAAGCUGGAGGGCUUCAGACUGGAGUACCGCGGGGUGUCCAACCCAGACCUCCACGGACAGGAGACGUUCCCGGGACACAUCAACACCCACACCAUCUCCCACCUGGAGCCGGCAGCAGUUUAUGAGAUCCAGCUGGUGGCGUUUAACGGGAACGGAGACGGUCCGUCCAACCGCCGCCUCGUGUCUCUGGCUGACGGGGGAAACACUGCGGCAGAAGGUCCCAGCUGUAACUGUAGUCAGUCCCACGGCUCCGUGUCCACUCUGCUGGUCGGCGUGCACAGCGGCCUCGCCUGCGUCCUCUGCUGCCUGCUGCUCGUCCUGCUGGGAUACAGACGCAAUUUCUUCUGCAGGAAGUCAGCGAGCUGGGAGACUCCGUCCACCCUGGAUGGUGUCAGAGGUGCUAAAGGUCACACUGCUGAGAGCAUCGAGCUGAACCAGAGGUGUGACUCCGCCCCUCCUCCAGUGAUGGUCAUGGUUGAACCGACUCCACCCGUCCAACACGGCACAGGCACCGGAUAAAACACUACACAUACUUCUACCUCCUCCUCCUCCUCCUCCUCCUCCUCCUCCCCUCCCCCUCCUCCUCCU
Molecule: messenger RNA, 1329 nt
Organism: Plectropomus leopardus (leopard coralgrouper)
Lineage: Eukaryota; Metazoa; Chordata; Actinopteri; Perciformes; Serranidae
Source: RefSeq, a predicted model, not a curated record